Molecule: messenger RNA, 522 nt
Organism: Monascus purpureus
Lineage: Eukaryota; Fungi; Ascomycota; Eurotiomycetes; Eurotiales; Aspergillaceae
Source: the annotation of a GenBank genome assembly
AUGGGCCCUGGACUUGGUGGAGGCCGUGAGCGUCGAGUCAUCCCAUUCCUGUUCAAUACUAAUAAUCAUCUACAGCCGAUAUUGGAGUUUUUCAUCCACUAUGUCGGCUCAGCUGAGGAGGCAGCACCAUACCUGAAGCCAUUCCAAGACUUGAGCCCUCUAUACCCAAAUGGCCAAUACUAUGCCUACCCCGAUAUCUACGACUACUUUAGAAACGUCACCACUUCACAGCUGUUGCACAACCAAUCGAUCGUCGUCUUCGAGGCUUGUUCGCUUGAGGGCGUGAAGGCUGUCGACCCGGCAUCUACUGCCUUCCCUCAUCGCGAAGAAAAUAUCCUAUGUGAUGUUCUUGUUACCUAUGACCCCGACAGCUCUCUUGAUGCGGAAGCAGUAGCCAUCGGAAAGAAGAUCACGCAGUUCUGGGCUGAUGGUCAGCCUUACCGCCAGAAGCACAUUUAUGUCAACUGUGCCUUCGGUGAUGAGCGACUGGACGGAUACCAAUGCAGCCAAGUUGCGCGGUAA